AUGAUUGAAAUAACUGCCAAAUUGCUCGGAGGGACGGUAUAUGCUCCUGGUGAAAACAUCCUCUGCUGUAUCACUUUCCAAAAUAAAAGUGAAGGGUCUGAAAGAAGACAUAAAGAAACAUUAGCCUGGGCCAGUGCACAAAUUGAUUGUGUUUGUUCUACCAAUUCCAAAUACCCAGUGUUUCCAAAGGAGGGCUCUAAUUCUAAUCAAAACCCUACAUCAUCAGUAGACACCUGCUUAAGACCUCAUAAGAGUAAUGAAAGAGGUCACAUUGCUUUAUCUACAAAACCAAAAAUAAUUUUUUGUGAUCUACAAUUAACACCUGGAGCUUCCAAAUCCUUUAUAUAUACCGAAGCCCUUCCUCCUGAAGCACCUCCUCAUUAUUUAGGAAAACUGGUGAGAUAUACUUACAAAAUAACAUUUGGAACUCAACGUGUAAAUUGUCCUAUCAAAUUGCUAAGGGUGCCUCUACGCGUAUUGGCUAUUGCAGGAAUGGCAGAUUGUAAUAUCGGUGAAGAUAGUGAGGAUCUAUCUCCUAACAAUCCUUUCUUGGAGCCUCAUAAAAAAGAAAAUGAAUUAGGACCAGCUUUACAGAUUGUGCAGAAUAUUACUGCUAGGAGAAGCCCUAAUUAUUAUAAUAUCACCAAUACCAGGGGGAAAGUUGGUAGAUUUUGCUUGUUCAAACAAGCUUAUCGUUUAGGAGAAGAUAUUGUUGGAACAUUUGACUUUUCAAAGUCUACUGUACCUUGCCUACAGUUAACAGUUACUUUGCAAAGUGAGGAAAAAAUUUCUGGAGAUUACAAGUCUCAUUUCAAACAGGACACUGCAGUGAUCUCUUAUAGUAAGCACCAUGAAAUAUGCCUCCAUAUGGAUUAUUGCCAAUUAAAUCUUCCAAUACCUUUGCAUGCGACACCAGCAUUCAAUACAGAAUUGAUUACUUUGAGUUGGAAAUUACAUUUUGAAUUUGUGACUGGGCACCCUGGUUCCAAGGACAUUGUUUUAGCAGAUGAUGAUACCUGGCAAGCACCAGAAUCAAUAAUGAUAGAAACAAUGGUUUGGGACUUGCCUAUUCAAAUUUAUCCAACUAUACCUACUCCAGAGAGGACUCAUCCACAAUACAGGUGUAGGGUGGCAGAAUGGGCUAACGUGUGCACAGGAUCGCGAGUUGCUCGGCUGCCAGAUAACCAAGUUUUGAGAUUGGAAAAAGUACGAGUUCGCGUCCCGGUGCCAGAGGGAAUUUUAAAUUCUGUGUCUUCACCCUGCGGCCCGGGAAAGUGCUGUAUAGUGCCUAAAAGGCAAGGUCUGUUAGACGUACUCAACAGAGGUUAUUACCUCAUCAAGUAUUAA
Molecule: messenger RNA, 1347 nt
Organism: Nezara viridula (southern green stink bug)
Lineage: Eukaryota; Metazoa; Arthropoda; Insecta; Hemiptera; Pentatomidae
Source: the annotation of a GenBank genome assembly